ACUACAAGAAGAACCACCUGAAACACAAACACAUGUUGUGAGAAAGAAGACGAUGAAGAUGAAGACCGCUUUUGUAAUCAUAAACUGUAUAAUCCUGGCGAUUGGAAACUGUGGAGGCCCUCUAAUGACGCGUCUCUACUUCAGAAACGCUUACCUCCCUGUUUCCACUUCGUCUCUGAUCAUCUCCUCUCAGCUAGCCUUCACUGCUCUCUUCGCCUUUUUCAUGGUGAAGCAAAGGUUCACACAUUUCACUGUAAACGCCAUCGUUUUGAUCACUCUUGGUGCCGGAAUCCUUGCACUACACACCGACGCUGACAAGCUUGCCAAAGAGACACACAAGGAGUAUAUUGUUGGGUUCCUCAUGACCGUUGGUGCAGCUGUUCUCUACGCUUUUAUAUUGCCGCUUGUGGAGCUCACUUACAAGAAGGCUCGUCAACAAAUCAGCUACACGCUCGUGCUCGAGAUCCAGAUGGUCUUGUCCUCUGUCGCCACUUGCGUCUGCCUCGUUGGGAUGGUGGCUACUGGCGAGUUCAAGGUCGAGUUCUUCUAUGAACUAUCCUUUUUCGCAUAUAUCAUAUGGAUUGAUCUGAAGGGGGAGAUAGCGAAAGAAGCAAGAGACUUUAAGCUUGGAGGGUCUACGUAUUACUAUGUGGUGGUUGCGUUCACGCCGAUAAUCUGGCAAGGGUUUUUCUUGGGAUCUAUUGGGAUCAUCUUCUGUGCAUCGUCCCUCGUCUCUGGAAUUCUGAUCAGUACUCUGCUUCCGUUGACGGAGGUCUUGGCCGUUCUUUGCUUCCGGGAGAAUUUUCAGGCGGAGAAAGGUAUCUCUCUCUUUCUCACCCUCUGGGGAUUCCUCUCUUACUUCUACGGACAGAUUAAAUACGAGAAGAAGAAGAAGAAGACUCAGGCUCAAACUCAGGCUCAUGAGACACAACUGCCUCAGCUUCCAGUUGCUGAUUCUGCAGCU
Molecule: messenger RNA, 964 nt
Organism: Thlaspi arvense
Lineage: Eukaryota; Viridiplantae; Streptophyta; Magnoliopsida; Brassicales; Brassicaceae
Source: the annotation of a GenBank genome assembly